Molecule: messenger RNA, 1526 nt
Organism: Syzygium oleosum
Lineage: Eukaryota; Viridiplantae; Streptophyta; Magnoliopsida; Myrtales; Myrtaceae
Product: probable BOI-related E3 ubiquitin-protein ligase 2
Exons: 2
Coding region: 334-1248 (304 amino acids)
Molecular function (GO): ubiquitin-protein transferase activity
Source: RefSeq, a predicted model, not a curated record
UAUACCGCACUCCCCCCCAUUCACAUCCUCCAACUUUCCCUUUUGUCAUGCGUUCCUUGGAGGAGUCAUAGCGCAUCUGCUACUGCUCGCAAAACAGAGCCCACCCCCGUACGUUCUCAUGCAUCGAUAGUUGGUUGGACCAGGCGAUGCAUAUGAAGGAGGCUCUCUCGCUUUAAAGCGAAGGGCGGUUUUCUCAUCCCAUCACAUUCACGUUCUCUCGGGGAGUUUUCGAGGGCUGGGCUUGGCUUGUUGGUGCAAGAUUUGUGCUGGACGUGUGUGAUCAGUUGGUUGCUUUCGUUUUUCUUGGGUUUCUGGUUCUUGGGGGGUUGUUACAUGGCGAUUCAAGCGCAGCUGUAUCAGGAAAAUCUGGGCUUUCCGUUGUUCGGAUCGCAGGAUAUCGUGGAGAGUCAGAAUGGGCGUGGCGGGUUCAACCAGUUUGGUCUCGGCAUUCAACAGAGAGUGCAGCUACAGCGACGGCAAGUGCAAGGGCAAGAACAGCUCUACAUGCAGCAGUAUCAUCACGGUCCUUGCUUCCCGAGCGUGCCCACGUCGGAGGACGGCGUGGAGAAGAGCUUGAUCGAGAGAAAGAUGGCGCAUCCUCAAGGCAUCGCGACGCUGAUUGAUUGGCAGGACCAAGAAAUACAGCAGUUUCUCCGAUCACAGAACGAGAGGCUGAGAUUGGUGUUGCAAGAACAGAGGAGGCUCCAGAUGCUGACGCUCGUCAAGAGGCUCGAAUCAAGAGCACAGGCCCUGCUGCUUCAGAAGGAUCAAGAAAUGGCGCGAGCGUCGCAGAAGACGGCGGAGCUCGAGGAGCUCCUGAAGAAGCUCGAGUUCGAGUCCCAGACGUGGCAGAGGAUAGCGCAAGAAAACGAGGCCGUGGUCGCGUCCCUCAAGAUCGCCCUGGAGCAGCAGCUCAGCGAAAGGGCCUCUUGCGGCUCCAACGACGGCGACGGAGCAGAGGACGCACAGUCCUAUUGCUGCGGCGCGAACAGGGACGGGACCGGAACAGAGGAGGUGCAGGAACAAGAGAACAGGGCAGUGACAACAGCUAGUGGGGUCGAAGGAGGAUGGAGAAGAGAGAGAAGGACGACGACGACGAUGGCUUGUAAGGCGUGCAAUUCUCGAGCGGCGUGCGUGAUGUUCCUGCCUUGCAGGCACCUGUGCUCAUGCAACGCCUGCAAGGGCUUCCUCGAUCGCUGCCCUCUCUGCGCAACGGCUAAGGAGGGCACUGUGGAGGCUCUGCUCUGAUUUUCGCGCCCUUCCCUCGGAAAGGUAAAAGCGGAGGCGACGACGACGACGACGGUUGAGAGAGGGCUAAGGGACACCCCAAAUUUCAGUGGCAGUAAUGUAAUGGCAGUGCGUGGAUUUUCCCUUCUUUUGUUUCUUCUUCCUUUUUUGGUUUUGUGAUGGUGGGAGGCAAAUUUUUUAUGUCACUGCUUUCUAGGGAGUGAAAAAUGUGUUAGUUAAAAAGAAAGGGGACAAAAUCAAUGAACAGAAUUCUAGGACAGAGAGCAUCUUUUCCUUUU